UUCCAUUUUGUGUGAGCCUUUCGAGUUAAAUGCACGCCGGGUGCCUGAUCUGCUUCCUCCACCUCCAGUGUCUGGACUCCGCUCCCCUCUUCCCCUCCUGUCCUGUCCUGUCCUGUCCAACCAUCGUCUCUUGCUCGGGCAGGCAGCAGAGAGGAGAGCCCAUCAACUUCACUCGACUCGACUCGACUCACCACCCCUCCCCAUCCCUGCUGCCGCUUACUGCUCACUGUCCAAGCUGUGGUGGUUGGGCUCUUCUCACUCGUCUCGUCUUUUGUUUUCUCGUCCGUCCAAUUCUCUCCGCUCUUGUUACUUUUUUAUUCCUCUUUAUUGACCAGAACCCCUCCCGCUUGAAGCUUCUCUGACUUCUUUGCUCACAGGGCAAGGAGCAUAUUUGACUGGCUGACUGACUGACGGACUUACUUACUUACUUACUGACUGACCCACUGUCAACGUACAAAGGGGAGUGGAGAUCUGCAAUCGAGAACUUCUCUGAUCUCUCUCUCCCCACCUCACACAUACUCUGUCUGUCUCGAGCUCGUUCGGUUCAGUUCACACGGUGGACACCCGCCUCGAACUUAGCAGAAUUUUCGCAGUGCAGCAGGUUCACGAAGAUCGAACGCUUCUUCACUGGGGGCUCGACUGGUGGGUGUUAAGAGUUCGGAGCAGGGAAGGGGCGGAGUAGUGCUGGAUUUUCUCGACUGAGCAAUUGCUGUAGACUCUGAGGAGACGGGACGGAAGGGAAGAAGCAAUUGGUGGGUAUUAUAGCGAGGAUUGGUGCAAGUCUCUAUUUGCGCCAUGGCCACGGUGCAAUUAGGGGUCCCGGCCGCUGGUCUGGGUUAUGCCGAUUCGGCUUGGUUGCGGACGAGUUGCGAUCCGUCGUCGUUGAAGAAGGGAUUGCAAAAUCUGUCGUUCACCUCGAUCAAGGCCGACGAGCAUAAGAGGAAGGAGGUCUGCCGAGCUGCUUACAAUGCUGGGGAUACGAACUGGCCCAUGUCAACCAGCCCCUAUGUCGAUCCCACGAUGGGCGGCCGCGCUGCGCAGUGGCAGAGUUCAUGCGCUGUUCUGUCCGGCCAGUGGGCUAGCACCCAGAUUGAGGAAGAGAAAGGGAUCGAUAUUGAACAAGUGCCAACGAUUGUCGGAAAUUCGAAUCUGGAAAUCUCGUCCCGUGAUCUGAUGACAUUACCGAAGCCACUGUCAGUGACUGACUUAGCUCUCCAGCCCAGGCACGGAUCUCAGCUGCGCGUUGCUUAUCAGGGUGUGCCAGGAGCUUAUAGCGAAGCUGCUGCUGCCAAGGCGUACCCUAAUUGCGAGGCCGUUCCAUGUGAACAAUUUGACGCUGCAUUUCAGGCAGUGGAGUUAUGGCUUGUCGAUCGGGCUGUGCUUCCAAUUGAAAACUCGCUUGGUGGCAGCAUCCAUCGGAAUUAUGAUCUUUUGCUGCGUCAUCGUCUACACAUUGUCGGAGAAGUCCAACUUGCAGUCCAUCACUGCCUCAUGGCGCUUCCGGGAGUCCAAACCACUGAUCUGAAGCGAGUUGUCAGCCAUCAGCAGGCUCUUGCUCAGUGUGAGCACACGCUGUCGAAACUCGGAGUGACUCGUGAAGCUGUUGAUGAUACCGCAGGUGCUGCACAGUUCAUCGCCGCUAAUGGACUUAGGGAUACAGGAGCCGUUGCAAGUGCUCGUGCUGCAGAAAUAUAUGGCUUAAAUAUUCUUGCGGAUGGUAUCCAGGAUGACUCUGACAACGUUACACGUUUCCUGAUGCUGGCUAGAGAGCCCAUCAUCCCUAGAAACGACAGACCUUUCAAGACCAGCAUUGUCUUCACUUUGGAGGAAGGGCCAGGAGUUCUGUUCAAGGCCUUAGCUGUUUUCGCUCUGAGGAGUAUCAACUUGACAAAGAUUGAAAGUCGUCCUCAAAGAAAGAGACCCUUACGCGUCGUGGAUGACAGCAACAAUGGCACAGCGAAAUAUUUUGACUAUCUUUUCUACAUCGAUUUUGAAGCAUCAAUGGCAGACCCAAGAUCUCAAAAUGCCCUCGGUCACCUCCAAGAAUUUGCUACCUUCCUUAGGGUGCUGGGAAGUUAUCCAAUGGAUAUUACUCCUUGCCAACCUUGAACAGGGGCGAUAAUUUCAAAUGUUUUGUAGCGCAAGAGUUAGAAUCGAGGAAGGAGUUCAUACAUGAUACAUCGCCUAUGUCAGGCGUUCUGUUCACUUCUUUCAUUAUUCCUGUCUUUCCCAACCUAUCCCUUUUACACAUCCAUCAUCUCCCUGAAUGAGAGACAAAAUAUUUUCCUUGUCAGAGGGUGUGAGUGGAAAGUGCACGUAGAACUGUACAGCCCUCUGUGAGUAAUUUCAAAGUACGACACACUAAUAGCAUCUGUACAAAUAAUUCCUACAGCCCCAUGAUAUACUGGUACAAUUCAUGUUCCUGUAUGCUCAAGUAAGCAGCAGCUCACGUAGUUGGAUAUCUUAGGACUAUUUUCAAAUGGUUUUUAACUUUGCAAGGAGCAGCCCACGUAACUGUUGCGAGAGGAGUGGCAAAUGCCAUUCCUGAACAGAACACUGUAAGAAUAUAUACUAAAUUGGUCUCUUUAAUUUUGUUCCUGGGUACUUGUACAGUGCAUUCAAUCUUCUAUUUUGUGGAGG
This is a messenger RNA of Marchantia polymorpha subsp. ruderalis, 2640 nucleotides long. The record is from the annotation of a GenBank genome assembly. Lineage: Eukaryota; Viridiplantae; Streptophyta; Marchantiopsida; Marchantiales; Marchantiaceae.